Messenger RNA from Ophidiomyces ophidiicola, 552 nucleotides. RefSeq names its product Ubiquitin-conjugating enzyme E2 11 (gene UBC11). The record is from RefSeq and is a predicted model, not a curated record. The transcript is spliced from 3 exons. Bases 1 to 552 code for a protein of 183 amino acids. NCBI's taxonomy places the organism in Eukaryota, Fungi, Ascomycota, Eurotiomycetes, Onygenales, Onygenaceae.
AUGGAUUACAACCUCAACGAUCAGAAUUUGGCUCCAGAUACAGUAUCGGCUCAAGAGCCCUCCAAGUUGACAGCUGCAGCCGUCAAAGUCGAUGCUCAGUCUGUCACAAAAAGGCUACAAACGGAACUGAUGCAGCUUAUGAUGUCGCCUUCUCCGGGAAUCUCUGCUUUCCCUGAUACGGAUGGAAACCUGCUUUCUUGGACUGCUACUAUCAAUGGCCCAGACGAUACUCCCUAUGAGAAUUUGGUCCUUAAACUUUCGUUUUCCUUUCCUACGAACUACCCAUAUGCACCUCCGGCUGUUUUGUUCAAAACACCAAUAUACCACCCGAAUGUUGAUUUCUCCGGCCGAAUCUGUCUUGAUAUCCUGAAAGAAAAAUGGAGUGCCGUGUAUAAUGUGCAAUCUGUUCUCCUAAGCUUGCAAAGCUUGCUAGGGGAGCCUAAUAAUGCCAGCCCACUGAAUGGGCAGGCCGCCGAACUGUGGGACACCAAUCCGGAGGAGUUCAAGCGGCACGUCCUGGCUCGACAUCGUGAUAUUGAGGAACUUGAAUGA